Messenger RNA from Carlito syrichta (Philippine tarsier), 943 nucleotides. It is a transcript of the gene GCHFR, whose product is annotated as GTP cyclohydrolase I feedback regulator. Bases 1 to 429 code for a protein of 142 amino acids. The transcript is spliced from 2 exons. Gene Ontology annotation, cellular component: nucleus; cytoplasm. NCBI's taxonomy places the organism in Eukaryota, Metazoa, Chordata, Mammalia, Primates, Tarsiidae. Gene Ontology annotation, molecular function: GTP cyclohydrolase binding. Gene Ontology annotation, biological process: negative regulation of biosynthetic process. The record is from RefSeq and is a predicted model, not a curated record.
AUGGCUCCUUCUGACCAGCUUGUGCUCUGCUCAAGCUGCUGUGGGCUCUGCUCCCUCCCAGCUUGUGCUCAGCUCCCAAGCGUUCCCACCAUCCCCUCUGGCCCUUAUGGGAAGCUCACUCAGAACCAGCAGGCAGGAGAGGGAGGAGAGGCAAGACCCUCCACCUCCACCAGGCAGCCAGCCAAGCAGCCACUGCGGCUUACCUUGCAGGAGGUGGGCCCCACCAUGGUGGGCGAUGAGCAUUCGGAUCCAGAGCUGAUGCAGCAUCUGGGGGCCUCAAAGAGAAGUGUCCUGGGAAACAACUUUUGUGAGUACUACGUCAAUGACCCUCCACGCAUAGUCCUGGACAAGCUGGAACGCAGGGGCUUCCGUGUCUUGAGCAUGACAGGGGUGGGCCAGACGCUGGUGUGGUGCCUGCACAAGGAGUGACCCUCUCACACUGAUUUGUCCCUGGAGCACCCCUCCUCUGGAGGGGCUGCCAUGGGCCCCGACCCCCAAGUCCCUGCCUCACCGACUGCCCUGUCUUCCCAGAUCGUCACUGCCCUCAGCCCAGCCCCAGCGGGCAGUGAUGGGCCUUCUCUGAAACCUGCUUCUGGCCCUGGCGCUCCCAACUGCCCUCCUGCUUCAGGCCUGACCUGAGGGCCUCCGAGGAGGCCGUGAUGCGUGGGCAGGCUGCCCCUGGCCCAGAGCUGAGCACCCCAAGGGAGAAUGGCCCCAGGACCUGGCGUGGAGGGUGGGAGGCCCCUGCGUAGCUAGUCCAAGCGCAUGAAGGGCUGUGAUGAGUAGCUGCUCCUCUGCUCAGGCAUGGAUGCUCCCUCCAUGGAGCACUUCCCUGGGGGUUUGCCCCCUCCCAGACAGGGUGCCCAGGCCUGGGUGGAGCCCUCUGCGCAGAGCCCAGCACCCUAAACCUAUGGAUCAAAUAAAGGUAGACUCUUUAAAAAAA